AUGCGUGCAGAAGAGGCAAGGCACAAAGAGACGAUUACGCCGAUUGCGCCAGUAAAAGUCCAGCGCACGAAGCAAGAAAACCAAAAUGCACCUUUGGGUGUGAAAGAUGAUUUGCUUAACGAGGAGCAUUCAUCAGUGGCUGCUGGACCGAUGGUAGCGCCACCAAAAAUGGGCGAGAAGGAUGCAGACCCAAUGUUCAACAAACCGAGCACAAAUGCCCAGAAAGACAGAGAUUUUUUUAUGAAAUCUGAAGUAAAUGAUAGUCGCACUAUAUCCUUGGGAAACAGCGCACAAGCGUCGACGACUCCUGCUAGCCCGGUUUCCAAUACCGAUAAGCCUGGCGCCGUGAAGAAAAGAACGUCACAGUUGGGCGCUAUGGCGUCUCAAACGAGAAAAAAGCGCAAGAGUCAACUGGCGGAUAUGAGUGCUGCAGUCACCGCGGAAGCUCCGAAACUAAAUACAUUGGAAAAAUCGAAGUUUGAUUGGGAGAUGUACAAGGGUUCAGCAUUAAAAGGCGCAGCUGAAACGCAGAAAGCUGAUACCAUGUCUGCCUCAGAGCGAGACGAGCUAGAAGCACAAACACAUGGCGGCGGUAGUGGCCUGGGCGACGUGAAAGGCUACUUGCACCGCAAGGAAUUCCUCGAUCGUGUCCACGACCGUAUGGACCAAAAGGAGUACGAGGCGCACCUCUCACGAUAG
This is a messenger RNA of Malassezia vespertilionis, 699 nucleotides long. RefSeq lists its product as uncharacterized. The transcript has a single exon. The coding region runs from base 1 to 699 and encodes 232 amino acids. Lineage: Eukaryota; Fungi; Basidiomycota; Malasseziomycetes; Malasseziales; Malasseziaceae. The record is from RefSeq and is a predicted model, not a curated record.